AGGGCUAGUGCUGCCAGGUCGGUCAGGUUUAAUGAGUGCAAACAAAAUAGCAGCAAAGUUUAAAGGUUUCUUAGUUGAAAAAGGAGGGAGAGGAAAGAAUGACAAGGAGAGUCAGUGCAAAGAGAGAGCGAGAAGGAACAGACAAUUAGACUCAGCUUCUCCCCAACAAGCCCAUUUCUCGCCUCCUUCAGGCAAAGCGGAGCAGCAGCACCAACGUGCGGAUUUUGACUUGAGAAGAACGCGCAUCGGCGGAAUAUUUCGAGAGGAUUGGUGACCAGACCUACCAGAGAAAAAGGAUAUAUAUCGGAAAUAUUAGAGGGAGAGAAGUCGCCAAGAAGCGUCUCUGGUAUAUUUCGAUUCUCUGCGCGACUAUAGGAAGUCUCCUGGUCUCACCUGCGCGCCGUGCGUGUCCCAUCUCCCUGGGGACAAAAGUGCGUAAAAAUUUUCACAUCGACUUUUACGCAAGGUGACACUCCGAGCUGGAGAGACUCGGACGCGCUCCUGGAAGCACGAUGCUGAUCGGUACAUCUGCCCAGGGCAACCCGCUCCUUGCUUCUCUCCCAAUGCCGGGGCGGUCUCUGCAGCCUCAGCUCGACCUCAAACACCUCCUGCCCUUCAGGCUAAAUGGAUCCUCACCCCUUAGCCUCUUUCCUAACUUUAAUACGAUGGACCCUGUCCAGAAGGCAGUGAUUAAUCACACGUUUGGGGUCCCUCAGCCCCUUAAGAAGAAACAGAUCAUCUCCUGCAACAUAUGCCACCUGCGUUUCAACUCAACGAACCAAGCAGAGGCUCAUUAUAAAGGACACAAACACGCACGGAAACUCAAAGCCAUGGAGGCCCAAAAGAACAGGCAGCGACGAGGUGGGGAGAUCUCAACCACAGGGAAAGAGAGGGACCGAGACCGGGAACGAGACAGAAGCAAGACGUCAUCAGCUGACGCAGCUCUUCCAGCACCUGUGGAUACCAGCUUAGUAAAAGAAACAAGCCUUCAGUUUGAUCUGGAACCAACCAUUACGGAGGGAAAACUGGAAGAGAGUCCACGGAGCUCCGUCAUGCUGACACCGGUGUCCGAGGUUUCCUCCAUGGAGCUGGUCACGCUUUCCCCUCCUCAGAUUUCACCUUCCUUGCAGCUCAUGGAGACUGCGUCGGACACCAGCACGCCAGAGGGUGCCGUGGUCACAGAGGCCAUCGAGGUCACCGAGGCUAUAUGUCUGAGCAGCGAGUCGUGUAGCGUCGCCGACCCAUCCAUCACAACAGGGGAGGCCUGUGUGGAAGACAACAAAGACCCCAAAAAGAGCAAAGCUCACCUCCACUGUCCUGUCUGUAAAGUGACAGUCAACUCCCCGUCUCAACUAGAAGCACAUAACAGCGGUACAAAGCACAAAUUGAUGCUGGAAGGUCACAGUGUUCUCCCGCGGCGCAGGGGGAAAGUAGUGGCGGCUCGAGCUGGCUGCAAGAGCAAGAGGCUUGCGAGCAAAGGCAGCGUUGGGGUGCCUAGCAAGAAUUUCCAGUGUGAAGUGUGUGAGAUCUUUGUGAAUUCUGAAACCCAACUUAGCCAGCACAUGAACAGCAGAAGGCACAAGGAUCGGCUGGCCGGAAAACCACCCAAACCCAAAUUUACCCCCCACAGCAAGAGCCAGCCGAGCUCCAGCUUAGCGAACGUGAGAUGGAGUGGCUAUGCAGGCGUGGCCGUGUCUGCCAUGAAGAAAGCAUUCACCCAGUGCAAUCUCACCUCUCUCUCCUCUCAGACCAAACUGGCUUUGCAGAAGCAGCUGACCAAGAGUUUGACAACUGGCUUCCUGCCCAGCCCCCUCACCCCACCGACUCUGUGCACAGUGGCGACAAACCCGCUGGCUCUGCGCCACCCGGUGGGCACCACCACCUUCAUCCAGACCCCAUUCCUGGGCCCCGCACUGUUCCGGCCUGCCCCGGGGCCGCUGCGGGCCACACACACGCCCAUCAUCUUCUCCCCUUACUAAAGACUUAACCAAGCGCCCAGUUAAGCUUAGCCCUGUCCCUUUACUAACUCCAAGGCCCUCAUGUUAGUGUGACCUCACUACUAAGGUCGCAUCCAAACUAUGCAGUCCACCUGACUUAAAAAUGGGAAGAGUGCACAAAUUCCAAUUAACCAUCAGGCCUGAUGGCUUGAGAGCUCUUCUCAUUAUAGAGGCCAAGUUCCCCCAUUAAGCCUUCUUUCUGCUCCUUUUAUUGUGACCUCGGGAGCAACACAGGCCUCCAGACAGUGACUGACACAAAGGGGCCACUUUUAUAGCCAUUUCAUGGGUCGACAUGGUUUAAAUUAUGAAUAUUAUUGUGUAAUCUAUUAUAAAAUAUAUAGAGAAAAAAAUCUAGAUGUAUGUUUAGUGUGGUUGCCACAAAAUAAGGUCCCUUUACUUGAUGCUCUUAAAACUUUUAUCUUAUAUGUUUGGAGGUUUGAUGUCGUUGUAGGUCCUUAAAGCAGCUGAAGCAAAGCCAUACGUGUAUGGCUGCAGAGGCCAGUCUCACUCAUCACUGUUUUUAAGCUGACAAACUUAAGCCAUGCUGUUGCAUGGCAUUGUGGAUAGGGAUAAAACCAUACCAUGUCUUAGCUUAAUGGUAGUGUUCAGGUUUUUACUGCGAGAUUUUGUUAAAAGGUUAUAAGGAGUUAAUGUCUUACCAACAGCAGAUGAGCCUCUUAAGCUGCCGUCACACUGCUUUCUAUCCUGCUGUGUGCUGGCAUUUGGAAAAGAAACUUUAUUUGGGUUUAAAUGUGAAUAUAUUAAGGUGAUUAAAUGUUUCACUUUUGAUGCCCUCUCGGUUUGAACACUGCACAUGUCUCGGGAUCAAUAGUGUGUAAUUUAGUGUUCUGCUGCAUCAGAAUGUUGCAUGCUACUUAUUUUCAUACCAAAGACUUAGCUGAGCAGGGAAGGAAAUUGCUAUGCUCUACUGCUACCAAGGGGUCACAUAAUUAUUGACUGAUUGAAAAAAGAGUAGGUUAUUCCUUCCCUUUCCUCAGACAAAAGGUUUCCUUAGUUAUUAGUGGGUCAUUCCUAAUAUGUAUGAGCAAUAUAUGUAGAGUGUAUACUGUGUGUAAGAGCUGCAGAGCUCCUGAUGCAGAAUAUCCCAACAUGUCCAAAAAAACUGGCACCCUGGAUUACCAGAUCAUAUGUUUGCUGCAGUGUCAAAUAGCUCUGCUUAGUGAGGGAGCAUCUGUGAAAACACAAGGCAGAUAUGCAGUGGUGUGACAAGGUAUUUAGUGCUUUCAUUUAGUAUAAAUCCAGAUUAGUUGGUCCUGAGCUUCAGCUUAUAUCUAGCCUAAAGGGAGCCAAAGUG
This is a messenger RNA of Cyprinodon tularosa, 3312 nucleotides long. RefSeq names its product zinc finger protein 385C (gene znf385c). The coding region runs from base 513 to 1979 and encodes 488 amino acids. Gene Ontology annotation, cellular component: nucleus. The transcript has 9 exons. Gene Ontology annotation, molecular function: nucleic acid binding; zinc ion binding. NCBI's taxonomy places the organism in Eukaryota, Metazoa, Chordata, Actinopteri, Cyprinodontiformes, Cyprinodontidae. The record is from RefSeq and is a predicted model, not a curated record.